CGGGCCGUGAGCGCCAUGGCCGUGGCCGGGGCCCCCGCGGGCGGCCCUUGCGCGCCGGCGCUGGAGGCCCUGCUCGGGGCCGGCGCGCUGCGGCUGCUUGACUCCUCGCAAAUCGUCAUCAUCUCCACGGCGCAGGACGCCAGCGCCCCGCCGGCCCCCGCCGCGCCCGCCGCCGGCCCCCGCGACCCCGACCUGCUGCUCUUCGCUACGCCGCAGGCGCCCCGGCCCACACCCAGCGCGCCGCGCCCGGCGCUCGGUCGCCCGCCGGUGAAGCGGAGGCUGGACCUGGAAACUGACCAUCAGUACCUCGCCGAGAACGGUGGGCCAACCCGGGGACGAGGCCGCCACCCAGGAAAAGGUGUGAAAUCCCCAGGGGAGAAGUCACGCUAUGAGACAUCACUGAAUCUAACCACCAAACGCUUCCUGGAGCUGCUGAGCCGCUCAGCUGAUGGUGUUGUCGACCUGAACUGGGCAGCUGAGGUGCUGAAGGUGCAGAAACGCCGCAUCUACGAUAUCACCAAUGUCCUUGAAGGCAUCCAUCUCAUCACCAAGAAGUCCAAGAACCACAUCCAAUGGCUAGGCAACCAUGCAGCAGUGGGGAUCAGUGGGCGGCUUGAAGAAUUAACUCAGGACCUCCAGCAACUGCAGGAGAAUGAACGACAGCUGGACCAUCUGAUCCACGUCUGUACCACGCAGCUACGGCUGCUUUCAGAAGAUCCCGAAAGCCAGCGUCUGGCCUAUGUGACCUGCCAGGACCUUCGUAGUAUUGCAGAUCCUUCAGAGCAGAUGGUCAUGGUGAUCAAGGCCCCUCCCGAGACCCAGCUCCAAGCCACAGACUCCUCUGAGAACUUUCAGAUCUCCCUUAAGAGUGAUCAAGGCCCCAUCGACGUAUUCCUGUGCCCUGAGGAGAAUGUAGGUGGGAUCAGCCCUGGAAAGACUCCAUCACCCCAGGGGACAGCUGCUGGGGAGGAGGACAGGCCAGCUGACCCUGCGACCACGGUGCCGCCACCACCAUCUCCCUCCUCUUCUCCUCCCCCGGAUCCCAGUCAGUCCCUACUUAGCCUGGAACAAGAGCCUCUGCUGUCACGGAUGGGAGGCCUGAGGGCCCCUGUGGAUGAGGACCGCCUGUCCCCGCUGGUGGCCACCGACUCGCUCCUGGAGCAUGUGCGGGAAGACUUCUCCAACCUCCUCCCUGAGGAGUUCAUCAGCCUGUCCCCGCCCCAUGAGGCUCUUGACUACCACUUUGGCCUUGAGGAGGGCGAGGGCAUCAGAGACCUCUUCGACUGUGACUUUGGGGACCUCACUCCCCUGGAUUUCUGACAGGGCUUAGGGGGAACAGGGCUUUCUGAGAUGUCCAUCCCAUCUCUGCAACCCUGGAACCCCCUGCCCCUGGUUGUCUUCCCAGCCUGAUUGGAAACGUUUUAUUUAUACCCCUUCCCCUUAUCUCCAGAUUCUUCUAGCUCUGGGGUCUGGCUAUGGGCAGGAGACUGAGCAAGCCAGGAAGGGGAGGAUUCUGUUUAUGGUGUGUAUGUGCAUGCGCCCACCACCCAGUGUGUAUGCAAGGGUGAGUGGCGUGUGAGCAUGUAUGUGUGCAUGUCCCGGGGAAUGAAGGUGAACACAACUGCGUGUGCACUGAAAACACGCCCCAGUGUGUCCACGUGUGUGUGCAUGAGUCCAUGUGUGCGCGUGGUGGGGGCUCUAACUGCACUUUUGGUCUCCUUGCUCCAGGGGCCCCAGGAGGCCUAGGCUGGCCACCCGCCCCCAGAAUCCUGUGCGCUGACCAGGCCAGGUGGCAAGGCCUUGGCCUGCUUCUUUGCAGGACAGUGAGAGCACUUCUGUCGUCUUAAAGGUUUUUCUGAUUGAAGCUUUAAUGGAGCGUUAUUUAUUUAUCAAGGCCUCUUUGGCAAGCCUGGGGCACCAGCAACUGAUAGGAGGGAUGUGGGGUAGAUUUCCCAACUCCUUAUACCCCUGAGUGAGGGCAGUGGCCCACAAAGCUGUUUUCUUGCCCUACUCUGAAGGAACUGAUGCCUGAACGGUUUAUUUAUUGAGAAAGUGAGGGAAGGAAACAGAUCAACAGCCAUGGGUGGGUGGAGUGGGUGGGUAGGCCCUCCCCAGGGACCCCAGCAGCUCCCUAGGAUGGACAUGAGAUGAAAAAGGUGUGUGGGGGAAUGUCACUGAUAGUGGGGCAGGAGGGGUGGAUGAAGGGCCUCCCUGCCGCCCAGAUCACAGGAGCCCCUCCUGUGGCAUUUGACAUAUCACCCUCCACCCCACUUCUUGCUGUGCCCCACUUUCCAAUCUGCACUUUGAUUUGUCUUCCUAACAGCUCUGUUUUCUUCUGCUUUGGUUUUAAUAAAUAUUUUGAUGGUGUUUGGGUCAGGUUUUGAGUUGUAUAACUGCCAGCAAAUCUGGGGGUGGGAAAAGCCAAGGUUGAUGGGGUUAUGCCCACUCUCUAUUUCCCUUUUCUUUGUCCCCUCUUAGUUUAAUUUUAUUGGAAGCUUACAGCCCCAGGAAAACCCCCUUCACCAUUUUUGUCCUAAUUAAACAUUCAUUCAAUAAAUAAUUUUAUUAUGUAAAGUCAGAAAUACUCAGAAGUAUGGGAAGCAGUAAGUGAACUCCCUGUGUUUCCCCAGCCCAAGAGACCACUCCGAUUAGUUUGCUGUGUUCUUUCCAGAUGUUUCUGGGCCUUUGUAAACAUACAACAAAUAAUUACAACAGACUUACUCUGUGUCAGGUACUUUUGGUUCUGGGGAUAAUGUGUUUCCUCCAUGAGGUU
Messenger RNA from Talpa occidentalis (Iberian mole), 2773 nucleotides. RefSeq names its product E2F transcription factor 1 (gene E2F1). The transcript is spliced from 7 exons. Gene Ontology annotation, molecular function: DNA-binding transcription factor activity, RNA polymerase II-specific; RNA polymerase II cis-regulatory region sequence-specific DNA binding; protein dimerization activity. The record is from RefSeq and is a predicted model, not a curated record. Lineage: Eukaryota; Metazoa; Chordata; Mammalia; Eulipotyphla; Talpidae. Gene Ontology annotation, cellular component: Rb-E2F complex. The coding region runs from base 16 to 1320 and encodes 434 amino acids. Gene Ontology annotation, biological process: G1/S transition of mitotic cell cycle; regulation of transcription by RNA polymerase II.